Messenger RNA from Nelumbo nucifera (sacred lotus), 1266 nucleotides. Its product is annotated as chlorophyll a-b binding protein 13, chloroplastic-like. The record is from RefSeq and is a predicted model, not a curated record. Gene Ontology annotation, cellular component: membrane. NCBI's taxonomy places the organism in Eukaryota, Viridiplantae, Streptophyta, Magnoliopsida, Proteales, Nelumbonaceae. Gene Ontology annotation, biological process: photosynthesis, light harvesting.
AAGUCCUAACAUUUCUAGCCACCCGUUUAGAUUCCCCCUCUCUAGACUUGCUCUCAGCUCACUUGCUUACUCUCCGGAUUGCAAUUUUUUCUCACAACCAUCAACACCUUGGUCAGCUCCAACUGAAACAACUACUCAAUACUCAAAACUCCUCGGUCCUUUCCGGCAACUCGGACAGGAAGGUAAUAAAGAUGGUGGCUACACUCAUGGCAGCAUCCGCCAGCUCCAGCACUGUCCUUAGACCAAGCCCCUUCUUGGGUCAGACCCGGGGAUCCAACGCUAACCCACUUAGAGAUGUCAUUUCCAUGGGAACUGGCAAGUUCACUAUGGGGAAUGAGUUAUGGUAUGGACCAGAACGCGUCAAGUACUUGGGACCCUUCUCUGCUCAGACCCCCUCAUACCUCACCGGAGAAUUUCCAGGUGACUACGGUUGGGACACUGCCGGACUAUCAGCAGACCCAGAGGCCUUCGCCAGGAACAGGGCUCUUGAGGUGAUCCAUGGCCGAUGGGCUAUGCUGGGCGCACUCGGGUGCAUCACCCCAGAAGUUCUUGAGAAAUGGGUCAGAGUGGACUUCAAGGAACCAGUUUGGUUCAAAGCUGGAGCUCAGAUCUUUUCUGAAGGGGGGCUUGACUAUCUGGGCAACCCCAACCUUGUCCACGCUCAGAGCAUCUUGGCAGUGCUAGCCUUCCAAGUGCUGCUCAUGGGACUGGUCGAGGGCUUCCGCAUCAAUGGCCUUCCAGGAGUUGGCGAGGGAAACAACCUCUAUCCUGGUGGAACCUACUUCGACCCACUAGGCCUUGCUGAUGACCCUGUCACAUUUGCCGAGCUCAAGGUGAAGGAGAUCAAGAAUGGUCGGCUCGCCAUGUUCUCCAUGUUUGGGUUCUUCGUCCAGGCUAUAGUUACUGGCAAGGGCCCUCUCGAGAACCUCUUGGACCACCUCGACAACCCUGUUGCUAACAAUGCAUGGGUCUAUGCCACUAAAUUCGUUCCAGGAUCCUAGAUUUCAUUGCAGUUCUUUGCUUCCAUGUUAAUUUGUGAAAAUGAACAAAUAUGUGAAGUGUUUCUGUAGAUUAUGUAGUGGGAUUUGAAGAGUGGAUCUUAUGUUUAUCAGUUAUUAAGAUUGAAUAUCUUGUAAUAAUUCUGGUGUUGGUGCUAUUUUCAUAUUCUCUAUACUUAAGAGGACCAGAUCAGUGUAAGUCAGCAACUGCUAUAUUGGAUAAGCACGAGUUCCCCAUGAAAUCAAACAAAGUUUAUUUUCGUUUCCA